This is a messenger RNA of Paramecium tetraurelia, 2304 nucleotides long. RefSeq lists its product as uncharacterized. The record is from RefSeq and is a predicted model, not a curated record. The transcript is spliced from 7 exons. Gene Ontology annotation, molecular function: ATP binding; protein binding; protein serine/threonine kinase activity. NCBI's taxonomy places the organism in Eukaryota, Ciliophora, Oligohymenophorea, Peniculida, Parameciidae. Gene Ontology annotation, biological process: protein phosphorylation.
AUGAAUGGUAUCGUUGAAUUACAAAUUCAAACACUAAGUUAACCUUUACAAUUGAAAAAGGAAAUUGAACAUAGAAUUAAUCAAUUUGAUGAUAUGCAAAAAAAAUAAUAAAUGAAUAUUAACAGUAAUAGCAAGCCAAGCCUUUAGGAAUAUCUUGAUAAAUUGAAACAAAUCCAAGAUGCUAAUAAUAGGAGACUAAGCCAAGCAAAAUCAUAAUCAAAUGCCUCAAAGAUAAUGACUCCUAAGACAGUUUCUCAAUUAAAAUAACAAACCAAGUCAUCAACUGAUCGUUCUCACUCUUAACAUAAAUUGAUUCCUUUCUUUUAGAACAGGAAAGUAUCGAGUUCAAAGAGAUAAACAAGUUAAGCUGAUGAACCUAAAAUACCAAUUUCUAGUUAGGGUAUUACAAAAACAGUAGAAACAACAUCUCCAAGGACUGGUGAGUUAGAAGACAUAAAAAAAUAAUUAAAUUAAUGGUUCAUUAAAGAGAGUAAGAACAAUAAUACGGGAGGAUGUCUCUAGUUAUUGGAACCUACGUUAGUUCAUAAUAUUUUAAAAUUACCUCCCAGACAGAAGAUCAAUUCAGAACUAAGAGCUUCUCUUUCAGCUAAGGAUAUGUUAGAUAACACAGCACUUCAUUAUGCAGCCAAAAAUGGGAAUGCCUAAUUGACAUCUGCAUUAAUAUUUAAGUAAAUAGCUAUUGAUGGGUAAAACAAAGAUAACAUGACUCCUUUAAUUUUAGCUGCUAUCAAUGGACAUGAAGAAGUCUUGAUGAUCUUGAUGAAUGCAGGUUCAGACAUCAAUCACUAAGAUUCUGUAGGAAAUACAGCAUUACAUUAUGCUUGUAAAUCAAAUCAUAAGGCAAUUGUCUAAUUGUUAUUAAAAAGACAGUCGCUUUAAUUUAAAAAAAACAAAGAACAUAAAAGUGCUGAAUAAUAUGCGCAAAACGAAGAAAUCCAACGUUUAUUCUAGAAUUACAAUGAGGACAUCAAAAAAUAAUGUAAGUCAUUUAAGAUGAAUAUGGUCUAAAUAUAAAACACUUAAAAUGAUGUCAUUCUUAAAAUGUUUUAAUAUAAAAGAGGAUAGAUGAAUUAAUAACAAUAACAAGGAAUUCAAUCAUAAACGUAACAGAAUUUUGCUUAAACUCCAACACAAUUAAAUAGUUAUUCAUGUAAAAAUUUAAAUAUUGUUAACAAACAAUCAUCUUCUCCAAACAAUCGAACUUAAUAAGAAAUUAAAUAGGAGAGAUUAAAUAAAAUAAACUCAACUCAUUCUAACAAAUAAUAAUUAACAAAUACCGUUUCGACAAACUCUGAUUCUAUUAAGAAUAAGGAAGAAGAGAAGAUUGGACCCUAAUAGUUCUAAGUGAUUGGAUUAAUUGGAAAGGGUAGUUUUGGAGAAGUAUAUUUAGUUUAGAAAAACAAUUAGUUAUAUGCUAUGAAAGUACUUCAUAAGAGCAGAAUUAUGAAACAUAAUCUGACUAGAUAUGCUUUAACAGAAAGGAAUGUAUUGUCAAUUACAUCACAUCCCUUCAUUGUUAAAUUAAGAUUUGCAUUCUAGACUUAGGAUAAAUUGUUCAUGAUUUUAGAUUAUUGUCCAGGAGGAGAUUUAGGAGAAGUCUUAUAAAAGUAGAAGAGACUCCCUGAAAGUAUAGUAAAGAACUAUCUCUGUGAAAUUGUCUUAGCCUUAGAGGAUUUACAUAAACGAGAUAUAAUAUUUAGAGAUUUGAAACCAGAUAAUAUUGUUUUGGAUGCUGAAGGUCAUGCACUAUUGACAGAUUUUGGAUUAUCCAAAGAAGGAAUCUUGGAACCUAAUACUGGUGCUAGAUCAUUUUGUGGAUCAGUUGCAUAUUUGGCACCUGAAAUGUUGAAGAGAUCUGGUCAUGGAAAAGCAGUCGACUGGUACUUAUUAGGGGUUGUGAUGUAUGAAUUAUUGGUUGGAUUACCUCCUUAUUAUGCCAAUAAUAGAGAGGAAUUGUUUUAUAAUAUUGAAAAUGCUUAACUCAAAAUACCUUCAUAUAUUUCUAAUGAGGCUAAAAAUCUAUUAAAAGCAUUGUUAUAACGAAAUCCAGCCAAGCGUCUAGGCUCAGGCAAAGGGGACUCAGAAGAAAUCAAAGCACAUCAAUAUUUUCAAGAUGUCAAUUGGGAGGUUGUUUAUAAUAGAGAAUUGGCGAUGCCAAAACCAAAUAGAAAAAUCAGAAUCAAUACCAAAAUCGAUGGAAAUGUGUUUGACAUGCAGAGUAUAGUAGAUGAAUCUAAAGCUCAUUUAGGAGGCUGGACCUUUGUUAAUAAUGAUGAUUUAUGA